Micromonas pusilla CCMP1545 is the source of this 957-nucleotide messenger RNA. RefSeq lists its product as uncharacterized. NCBI's taxonomy places the organism in Eukaryota, Viridiplantae, Chlorophyta, Mamiellophyceae, Mamiellales, Mamiellaceae. The record is from RefSeq and is a predicted model, not a curated record. The coding region runs from base 40 to 864 and encodes 274 amino acids. The transcript has a single exon.
CGGCGCGCCCGUCCUGUCGCCGGCGCGCGCGCUCCCGCGAUGGACAGCCUCCGCGUUCCCGAGCUGUUCGGCGUGCGCGGCAAGAACGUCCUCGUGACCGGCGGCGCGCGCGGGAUCGGGCUCAUGAUCGCGUCCGGUUUCGUCGCGAACGGCGCGGACGUGUACAUCGCGUCGCGCGACGCCGCCGCGUGCGACGACGUCGCGACGAAGCUCACCGCGUCGGGCCCGGGGACGUGCGUCGCCCUCGGCUCCGCGGACUUGUCCACGGAGGAGGGCUGCGCCGCGCUCGCGCGCGCGUUCCGCGAGAAGAUCGACGCGGGCGCGCUGCACGUCCUCGUGAACAACUCGGGGACGUCGUGGGGCGCGCCGAUGCGCGCGCACGGCGAGAAGGGGUGGGACAAGACGUACGACCUGAACGUCAAGGGCGUCUUCUUCCUGACCCGAGAGCUCCUCCCCGCGCUCGACGCGGGCUCGAGAGAGGACGACCCCGCGCGGGUGAUCAACGUCGGCUCCACGGCUGGUCUGCGCCCGCAGGUGUUCCCGACGUUCUCGUACGACGCGAGCAAGGCGGCGGCGCAUCACCUGACGAAAAAACUCGCGGACGAGCUCGCGGACCGCCGCGCCGAGGGCGGCGCGUCGAUCACCGUGAACGCGAUCGCGCCGGGGUACGUCCCGAGCCGCAUGAGUCAGCAGUUGGCGACGUACGAGGAGGCGAAGGAUGUGCUGAAGGGGGGCAUACCGCUGCGGCGGCGCGGGAACGAGAAGGACAUGGCUGGCGCGGCGCUCUACCUCGCGAGCGCCGCGGGGGCCUGGGUCACCGGCGUCGUGUUGCCCGUCGACGGAGGAUUCCUCGCGAAGCUGUGAUCGUCUCGUCUCGCGUCGUACUGUAGACUCUAGUGUCUAGCUAUCGUUAAUCGUAUCGUGACCUCGUCGAGUCGACGCUCGUCACCUUCUGUC